Molecule: messenger RNA, 4920 nt
Organism: Anopheles arabiensis
Lineage: Eukaryota; Metazoa; Arthropoda; Insecta; Diptera; Culicidae
Product: E3 ubiquitin-protein ligase RNF19B-like
Exons: 10
Coding region: 1178-3985 (935 amino acids)
Biological process (GO): protein polyubiquitination; positive regulation of proteasomal ubiquitin-dependent protein catabolic process; ubiquitin-dependent protein catabolic process
Cellular component (GO): cytoplasm; ubiquitin ligase complex
Molecular function (GO): ubiquitin conjugating enzyme binding; ubiquitin protein ligase activity; zinc ion binding
Source: RefSeq, a predicted model, not a curated record
AGGAGGAGGACGGCAGAAUGGAGAAGAAACAGUUGUGCGUUUUUCAAUCAGUAUCAGCAUAAGUAGCAAACGUAGCAAACAAACAAAUUUUCACGUCGAGCUCAGUGUGGAAUGGAGUGUGUGUGAAUGUGUGCGUGAUACACCGUGUUGAAUGUAGGUGUAGUGUAUAAUUUACCGUAAUUUUCCAACAACCAGCGCGCUGCGACCGAGGUAGCGGCCAUCGUCAAACAUCAUCCCACUUUAGGGAGUUCGUGUCUCCUACAGAAAAAAAACUCCGCAGUGCAUCUUCAAUAGCUUCAAGCAUCUGCCAAGUGAAUCGUUGUUUUCAAUUGAAAAUCGUCAAGUUCUACGUGUGAUAUUUGUUUCGCUACCAUAGCAACAGGCGAGAACGCAAGAUUGUGGGAUUCAUCUUAAGCGAAAAGAUGGUUGUGCAAGUUUUUACGCUCCCAUAUCUGUGAAACACCGAAUAACGGCAGCUUGGCCGAUGAAACGUAUUACGCGAACCCCCUGCAAAAACUACGCAUCAAGGUUAGAUGCGAUCUUCGUGCAAAACGUUUCUUUGAAGUGCCAGCAUAACUAUCUCGAGACACCAGAUUCAAUCACUUUCUCCACUAUCGUCGCCUGGCUGCAAAUAGUAAAAGGAAGCCAGUCGCCAAAGAAGGGUGGACCGGCCUUUAGUAGCCGGUCUUGGUCAAAUGUAAUGCUCAUUGUCGUUACGAUCGAAUAGGCAAAAUGAUGAUUAGCUCAAUCAAUUUAAAGAUACCUGUGUCGGUGUAAUGAGACGGCUUCUUUAUUGCAGAACAAUUACAGAAAAUCUUACCAGCGAUAAGAUUCAGCAACCGUUUUACGCAUGAUAGUGCACGAUAAACCAAUCCAUAUAAGUCAAUAAGUGACGUGAAGACGUGAAUCUGGCUUAAAUUUGAAUGGUCAUUGGCUGCUCUGAUAAACGUGAUUAGUUCUAGUUUCUUACUAGUUAAUCGCGUGUUUGAGACUGGAAAAUUCGUAGAAUAUAUUAUUAUUUACAAAACUAAGGGUCAAACAACAAAUGCAUUAAUCAUUUCCUAUGCAUUGCUGCAUACAAGUGAUUGUAGUAAAAUUGAAUUAGAACUGUGGACAUGUACAUUUGAGUGUACGUUUACAUUUUGUGUGUAUAGUGGGUGUGUAUAGAUGCGACAAAAUGCGCGGCACAAGUCGAAACACCUUCAACUUGAACUUCCCUCUCCGGCGUUUAUUGCUGCAAAGUGCACGAGCUGCACGCGGUAGCCCUCCGCUCGGCCAGAGACUAUGUGACGCGGAAAAAGGGGGCAGCAAUAGUGGAGGCAGUGGUGGACAUGGAAGUGGCACGAAUGGGGGCGGAAAGCAUGAUAAGACUGGAUCUACAGGCCACAGCAGUAAUAAGCACAAUUCCGAUGCAUCUUCACAGCAUUCAGCAAAAUCGCCGGGAAAUCUGGAGCGCGGAACGGGCAACUCGAAACUUACCCCAAGCAGUCACAAAUCAUCACAUAGCUUGCACAGUAAGGGAGGCAGUUCUACUACAACAGGUGGUGCCGGAACAAAUGCAUCCGCUAAUGCCGGAAAAGUGCCGGACGAGUGUCCGUUGUGCUAUGAUGUGUUACCGUCAAGCGACGAGUACUAUGCGCUACUGAAUUGCAAGCACUACGCAUGUAGGGCGUGCCUGGAAAACUAUCUUAUGAUCCAGAUUUCCGAAUCGCGCACGGAUAUCAGUUGCCCUCAAUGCUCCGACUCGAUGCAUCCGACCGACAUACAGACGCUGCUUAAGGCGUUCCCAACGGCCAUCACGAAGUAUGAGGAUUUUAUGGUUCGGCGGGUGCUAUUGUCCGAUCCGGAUUCUCGCUGGUGUCCUGGGCCAGACUGUACUUAUGCUGUUAUCGCUACCGGAUGUGCCUCCUGUCCGAGAAUAUGUUGUCAGCGGCCAGGAUGCGACGUUCAAUUUUGCUAUCACUGCAAAGCGGAAUGGCAUCCAGAUCAAACCUGCGAUGCAGCUCGAGCUUCCCGACAAAGUCCAACACGCGCCCUGUCCGGUAGUAUUAGAAAAAAUUCACAACAUAAAGAUGAAAUUAAACCCUGCCCACGAUGCCAGGUACUCAUCGUUAAGAUGGACGAUGGUUCUUGUAAUCACAUGGUGUGCGCUAUCUGUGGAUCUGAGUUUUGCUGGCUGUGCAUGAAAGAAAUUAGCGAUCUUCACUAUCUGAGCCCAUCGGGAUGUACGUUUUGGGGAAAGAAACCAUGGUCGCGAAAAAAGAAGCUACUUUGGCAGCUGGGCACUCUGGUAGGCGCUCCUCUAGGGAUCGCCUUGGUGGCAGGUAUUGCCGUCCCUGCAAUGAUUAUCGGUAUUCCUGUGUGGGUAGGACGAAAGAUUCAUACUCGCUACAAGUCAGCUGGCAAGCACAAACGCAAUUUAGCCGUUCUGGGAGGAGUAACAGCAUCGGUAAUUGUUUCGCCUGUCCUUGCCGGUUUGGCAGUUGCCAUCGGGGUGCCAAUAUUGUUGUUUUACGUGUACGGUGUUGUGCCUGUCUCACUCUGUCGGGCAGGUUGUGGCGAAGGAACGAAAUUUGAAUUUGACGAAGAAGAAGACAACGGUUCCCGAAACCAUGACGCUGCUAGUGUGGAUGCGGUUUCACGCAUCGGAGCUACCAGUAUUGGAGAGGUAAGCUUAAGCGUGGCUAGCGGAAGCCAUCUCGGCGUGUCCAGCCAACACUCUGCGUAUGGUGUAGCGAACCCGUCAACCACGGCGCUUGCAGGCAGCAUUACAGGGCAUCGUUUGGAAGUGCAGGCUGAUGUGAGCACCUCGGAAACGGCCUCGGCGGUGACGUGCGUAAGUGAAAAGUCGGGUAAUACGCUGAACGAUACCGCCUCUACCAAGGCACUGGCCGGUUCGAUACUGAGCUACAAGCAGCAAGCAGAGUCGAGUGCUUUCAGCGAAGACGGUGCUUCGGAGCGGGUGCGCUUCGACAAUACUGUGUCGUUCGUUAUUGACAGUAAGAAAGAUUCCUGUGAUUUCUUGUACAGCAUCCCAUCGGAUCAGGACACGGCGGCAGAUAAAGCCAGCUUGGGUAGCGGACGAUCAUUCCGCAGCUCUGAGCGUUCGUUCCGUGAUGACUUCGAUUCUACCAGUGUGUCUUCAGCGCACAAGCGCAUCAAUUUCGGCAAACUGAUUCCGAAGCUCAACUCCAGCCAGCAUCGUAAUCUGUCGGUGGAUAGUGCAACCGGAUCGUACAACAUCCCAGAGAACGUCAGUCUGGAGCAGGAGCUAGAGCAAGAGGAGACGACGGCGGCUCAGCAGCAUACCGCUUCAUCGAACUCUUCCGCCGCCACUGUAGCGCUUUCGCGCAACGCAACACAAACGCAGAUGUCGCACUCUUCCGGACUGUCCGCACAUCAACAGCAAAGCACACAGUCCGGUUCGCUGAAUCCGUCGCCCGAGUUUACGGUGCGACAUACAAGCUUCGUUGCAAACCCAUCUUCAAAGCUAGCGAUCGCUUCCAGCAGCAAUAGCAGCAGCAGCAGCAGCAGCAGUUGUUCGUCUAAUGAGGCAAUCAACAGAGCUAUGCUGAUCGAAAAGCCCGCCCUAUCAACUUACAGUGAUAGUGUCUGUUCCUCCGGUCGAGAUGCCGAGGCAGCUCAGAAUCAAAGGAACGAAUCGAAACCACUGGAUUCGCCCCCUUUGUCUGCAAGCUCUUUGAGUGAUAGUUCUAGCCACGAGCAGCCAGCAGCAGCAGCAGCAUCAGCGCCUCCGAAAUCGCGCACUCACAUUUUGCGCAAUUUGUUCUUCUCGCUUCCCAACAGCACGGAAUCGAACGCGCCGACGGAGGCUACGGUAGAAUGCGGACAAGUGACUGUCACGGGUACACGUGCGAAGACCGCUUCCGCCCCAUUAACUUCUCCCCUAUUUCCAUCGUCCCCUUCCACAUCUUCCGCUCCGUCGACGACGCUCACAGGGCCUUCCGCGAGCACGCAAUCAUGAACCGGCCUCCAUGCGUUUGCGAUGGCCAAUUGUUGAUUGUUCCACGGACGGACAAUCAGAUUGCCAUAUCGCGCAAGCGAUAACAAAUGUUGUGGAGUUAUUAUGCAUUUUAACUUCCAGGGGCCAUUCUUUUCUAAUAAGCAUUUUUGCUAUGAGGUUAGCGUAUGGUUAGUUUUCGUUGAAUGAGAAAGAGAUUCUGUAAGAACCUUUUGUUCCGAGUACUAUAACUACUGCCCCCCUCGAGCGUCCAUAAAUAUAUUUAAACAAAAAAACAAGCAAGAAAACGCAUAAAAACGAUAACACAAGACUGUAAUACGCCAGGAGGAAAACGCAUGCAAGAUUGUUUUACGUGGGCCACACACCUCCUGUGAGUCCACCCCAAAAUUGCUCGUAGAUCCUUCGACGAGGCUUCAUGCGUGAACAAAAAAAAGUAAACAUAAUUCAUAAUAUUAAUAAGCACUAGACAACGAGAGCGCGGAUCUAUUAUUAUGCCAAAAUCAGGAGAGCGUGUUAGUUUGUUUGUUUGUUCGUUUAUUUUUCUCCACUACUACAACAACCCGAGGAGAGAGAAUGAGAGACAAUAGAAGCGAUGAGUGUUCCGGGAGAUAGAUUUUUUUGUUAGAUAAGACACUAUUAGGUAGACAGAUAUGGUAGCAAGAAAUUAGUGUCGUUGGAGAAUAGGAAAUUAAAGAAUCACAACGUUCAUGCUAUUUAAGAUAGAGGUUGAAUUGGAGAGAAAAAGCAGAAGAAAUCUUUACCCGCGGUAGACUAAUCUUCGUUGUUUUGUUUUUUUUUUACCUAAUGGGUUCGACAGUAAUAUUUUUUUCUACUGAAAUUAUGUCCAUAUAGUUCAGGAAAUGAUGGUUCGUUUAAAACGUCUUUGCGGGUAAGCAUGUGAAACGGCAACGCAUGAAAUAUAGAAAUUAAUAAUCCCA